UACAUUAGUUCUUCACUACAAUGGAGUAUUGCACCACUCGGUUAAAAAGAGAAAGUAUAUAGGUGGCAAGGUGAAAGUUUAUGAUAAUGUGGAUUCGGAUUGCUUUUCUGUACCAGAGGUUAAGAAUUAUUGUGCAGAGUUAGGGGUAUUGGAUUAUGUCCAGUUUUAUUAUCUUGUGCCUGGGUUGGAUCUUGACAAUGGCCUAAGACAUUUGUCUACUUAUGGUGAUACUCAUGAAUUAUUUAAGUGUCUUAACCCCAUUGAUCCUAAAAUAGGCAUUUAUGUAGAACAUGCAACCCCUGUUCAGAAAAAAUUGUUAGUCAGGGAUGUCAGCAUUGUUGAUGCUGCAAAUUUGGUUGGUUGUGGUGUUGGUGUGGAGGGUGUGGGUGUUGAUGGCAUUGAUGGUGAUUGUGAUGAUAAUGAAAUUGAUGUGGAGAAUGGGGAUGUUGAUGAAGUUGAUGUUGAGGAUGGGCAUAUGGGAAGGGUGCUGUGGGAGAUGUGGAUUAUGAGUGGUAUAACUCUGACUAUGAUGACCCAGCCAAUGAACAAUUAUAUGAAAUUACUGUGGAUGACAACACAAUUCAGCCCACCAUAACCCAUAACAAUCAGCCCUCACAAGAACUCACAAAUGCCAUCCAUCCAUUGUCACACCCACCUAAUUUUGCAAACCAAUCACUAUCCCACCUAGAUCUAGUUCCAACUCUUUUUAAUUGGCCGUUGGAUGAAAUUCCAAGUGGAUCCGACUAUGCAUCCUCGGACCAGUUGCAUUCUCCCAACAAUUUUGAUGGUGAGCAAAAGAAAAAAUUACCUGAAUUUAGAAGUGAAUACUUAAAGGAUCCUAAGUUUGUGUUGGGGAUGUCAUUUAGGGACAACAAGCAGUUCAAAGAGUUUGCAUGAGCUUACAAAUUGAUGCAUGGAUAUGGCAUCAAGUUGUCAAAGAAUGAGAAGGCUAGGGUGAGGUAUAAAUGUGUUGAAGUUGUCCUUGGAAAGUGUCUGCAGGUCUUGAUAAGGAGGUAAGCUUUCGGAUUAGUGUGUUGUAUGAUACUCAUACAUGCAUUAGGUCUUUCCAUAGUAAGCAAGUUUCUGCACAUUGGGUGGUAGAAAAGUAUGUUGAUCAAUUUUGGACUAAUAUUGAAUUUAAAGCUAAAGAUUUGGUAGCUACAGUGGGGUGGAAUGUUACUAUGUAGCUUGCCUUGUCGAAGGCAUAUAGAGCUAGAGACAUUGCUAGAGGCAUGGUAAGAGGGGACUUUUGUGAGCAAUACACCAAGGUUAGAUGCUAUUGUGCGGAGUUGAGAAGAUCUAACCCAGGUACCACAGCUAAAGUCAUAGUUGUUGCCCCUGAUCAUAAUUUCAAGAGGGUCUAUGUGUGCUUAGUUGCAUGUAAAGAAGGAUUUGUUAGUCAUUGUAGACCAUUGAUAAACUUAGAUGCUUGUCAUUUGAAGGGUGUAGUUGCUGACCAACUUCUAGUAGCUGUGGGUAUAGAUGGAAAUGAUGGUAUGUACCCAAUUGCUUAUGCUGUUGCUGAGGCAGAAAAUAAGGAGACUUGGACAUGGUUUUUGGAGAAUUUAAUAGGUGAUAUAGGGCUUGUGAGAGACCAUGGAUGGUGCUUUAUUUCAGACCAACAAAAAGGUUUACUUCCUGCUUUAGCUACUGUGGUCCCAGACGCAUACAAUAGAUUUUGUGUGAGGCAUUUGUUUGCUAACUUCAAGAAGAAUUAUCAAGGAAAGCAGUUAAAGGACUUGAUGUGGGGGGCAGCUAAGGCAUCAACAAGAGCAUCAUUUGAAAGUUAUAUGAAGCAAAUGGAAAUAGUGAGCAAGGAAGCUUGUGAUGAUUUAAGAGGAAAGUCUCCGAUGCAGUGGGCUAGGCACGCUUUUCCCUAUUAUCCAAAGUGUGAUAUGCUAUUAAAUAACCUUUGUGAGACUUUUAAUUCGAAGAUUGUGGAAGCAAGAGAAAAGCCCUUGGUCAAUAUGCUUGAAACCAUUAGAAGAUAUCUCAUGGUUAGGAUUCGUAAGAAUAGGGAUUCAAUGGCUAAGUAUGAAGGCCCUAUUUGUCACAAGAUCCAGCAAAAAUUAGAAAAAUGUAAAGAGGCUAGCAUUGAUUGCACAUUUAUUUGGUCAGGUGGGGUGAGGUGGGAGGUGAAUAGUGGUGGCAAGCAAUUUGUGGUUGAUGUGGAGAAACGUUCAUGUGCUUGCAAUUGUUGGGAUUUGACUGGGAUCCCUUGUAAGCAUGCAGUGCACGUAAUAGGUUUCAGGAAAGAACGGGCUGAGGAUUAUGUGCAUGACUUCUAUAAGAAGGAUACAUAUAUUGCUAUAUAUUCGCAUCUCAUUCAGCCAUGCAAUGGUCCUGAUUUAUGGCUGGAAGUAGAUGGAGAUGCAAUACUUCCUCCAAUCCAUAAGAUCCAACAAGGGAGACCUAAGAUUGAUAGAAGAAGAAAGGAUAAAGAUGAAGUUCAUAACCCUUACAAGAUGAAGAGGAAUCAAACAAGUUUAAGAUGUGCACAUUGUCAUCAAUUGGGUCAUAACAGAAGGACCUGCAGGAGCAAACAAAGACCACUAGGAGUAGCAACUGCCAAGGGCAAAAGCAAGGCAGCAACAGACAAGGGCAAGGCAACAAGUAGCGGCAGAAAGAGGCACUGAGGAGCACUUCAUGGGAUUUAGAGUGCAAGUAGAC
Molecule: messenger RNA, 2670 nt
Organism: Quercus robur (English oak)
Lineage: Eukaryota; Viridiplantae; Streptophyta; Magnoliopsida; Fagales; Fagaceae
Exons: 2
Coding region: 1233-2636 (467 amino acids)
Biological process (GO): DNA transposition
Molecular function (GO): zinc ion binding; transposase activity; DNA binding
Source: RefSeq, a predicted model, not a curated record